Messenger RNA from Ipomoea triloba (trilobed morning glory), 4734 nucleotides. RefSeq lists its product as uncharacterized. The record is from RefSeq and is a predicted model, not a curated record. The transcript has 8 exons. Lineage: Eukaryota; Viridiplantae; Streptophyta; Magnoliopsida; Solanales; Convolvulaceae. Bases 1 to 4734 code for a protein of 1577 amino acids. Gene Ontology annotation, molecular function: RNA-DNA hybrid ribonuclease activity; nucleic acid binding.
AUGUGUCGAACACUGGAACAGUCGAACAGAACCAACGGCCAACGGGCAACGGCCACCGCCACUCCGCCAGGAAGUAAUCGAGUAGAGAGACUGAGAGUCUCACACAGUCACACAGUCACACAAUCACUCAUAAGUAAGAAAUCAGUAUCGGAGAAUCAGAACUCAGAAGUCAGAAGAGAUCAAGAGAGAUUGUUUUAUGUUGACAAUACUGGUUUAAGUGGAGGUCUGGCUUUGUUGUGGCGGAAAAAUAGCACUGCAAGUUUGUUGAGUUAUUCAAAGAAUCAUGUUGAUGUGAUAGUUAAAGUUUCUUGUUCGGCACCGUGGCGGAUAACAUGUUUCUACGGGUUUCCCGAGCGCAACAGGAGGAGGGAGUCAUGGGAGUUACUUCAAUCCCUAGCUGGGAGAUCUUCUCUUCCUUGGGUGGUAUUAGGGGAUUUCAAUGACCUCUUAUACCAGUCCGAGAAGCGUGGGGGUAAUCCAAAUCCUGAUGCGUUAUUACGUGGUUUUGGUGAGGCUGUUGAUGCAUGUGGGCUGGUACAACUACCUAUGCGAGGUUACCGGUUCACGUGGGAAAGGAGGAGAGGUACGGAAGGGUGGAGGGAGGAGAGAUUGGAUAAGGUUCUGGCAACUGAUAGUUGGUGUACCCUACAACCGAGUGCAGUAGUGGAUAAUAUUCUCAUGCGGUCAUCGGAUCAUUCAGCUUUGCACCUAUGUUUCCGUGACGGAGGUACAAGGAUUCAUGGUGGCAGCCGGAGUUUUAAAUUUGAGAUGGCCUGGUUGUUAGAUGAUGGUUGUAGGGGUGUUGUGGAGUCUGCCUGGCAACUUGGGAGGACGAAAGGACUUUUGGGCUGUCUAAAGCUAUGUGGUGACAAGUUGAUGGCUUGGGGAGGGGAUCACUUCCACAAGUUUGGAGAACAAAUCAAACACCUGCGGAGGAGUCAAUUGACUAUGCGAGAACGUAGGGACCCAGCUUCACUGGCUGAGUUCCGACACUUAGAGGACCAGUUGGUUCGUUUGGAGGCCCAAGAAGAAGUCUUUUGGAGGCAGCGUGCUAAACAACAUUGGCUGAAGGGUGCAGACACUAAUACACGUUUCUAUCACAGGCUUAAGAAUGCUGAUGGUGUUUGGGUUGAGGGUGAUCCCCUCAAUACUGUGGUGCUAGCUUAUUAUAAUGAUAUUUUUCGAUCAAACGGUUCGACAACCACGGAUCAAUUUUAUGCUUCUGUGAUGCCCAAAAUCACGCAGGAGGAUAAUGAGGCCCUGCUUCGUCCGUUUGAUCAUGAUGAGGUAAAGGCUGCACUUUUUUCUAUGUUCCCUGACAAAGCACCAGGACCUAAUGGUAUGAACCCAGGGUUCUACCAACAAUACUGGGAUGUGGUGGGAGCCGAUGUGUCCGCAUUUGUGAUUAAUUGUUUGAAUACUUGCACCUUUCCGGAUUCUCUGAAUGAUACCAAUGUAGUUCUCAUCCCCAAGAAGAGUGUGCCUGAGACUGUCUCUGAUCUCAGGCCCAUUGCACUGUGCAAUGUAGUAUACAAGAUUAUGGCAAAGGUGUUGGCUAACAGAAUGAAACAUCUGUUGGGGAACAUCAUAUCGGAGUCGCAGAGUGCUUUUAUUCCUGACAGGCUGAUCACGGAUAAUAUCUUGGUGGCAGCAGAAAUUGGACACUAUCUGAACAGGAAGCAGAGUGGUUCAGUAGGGUGGGGGGCUUUAAAUCUUGAUAUGGCAAAGGCGUAUGAUCGGAUGGAGUGGUCUUUUUUACAUAAUAUGUUACAUGCCCUGGGUUUUGCAGAGCGGUGGAUUAAGUUAAUAAUGCUUUGUGUGACUACUGUUUCCUAUAAUUUCUUAAUUAAUGGUCUCAGUAGUGGUCAGGUUAUCCCAACUCGAGGCCUGAGACAGGGUGAUCCCCUCUCCCCAUAUCUUUUCAUUAUUUGUGCAGAAGGACUCUCUUUACUCCUCCAGAAGGCACAAUUAGAGGGUUCAAUCCAUGGCUAUAGAGUUGCAAGGGGUGCUCCCCCUAUAUCACACUUAUUUUUUGCAGAUGAUAGCUUGUUAUUCUUCAGAGCAAAUUCUCAAGAAGCAAAUGUCAUCAAGCAAUGUUUGCAAGUAUACGAAGGCUUAUCCGGUCAGGCUGUAAAUUUGCAUAAGUCUAGUGUCUGUUUUAGCAGAAACACCACGGAGGAUAUACGGGAGGAAGUGGCGCAAGUCCUGGGUGUGGUUCAGGCGCCAAAUUUCGGGAAGUACUUGGGGUUGCCAGCUUUUGUAGGAAGAAACAGAAAGGCUGCCCUUUCAUAUAUUGAGGAUAAAAUCCGUCAAAGGGUGGGUUCAUGGAAUAAGAAGCUCUUGUCACAGGCUGGUAAAGAGGUUUUGUUGAAAACUGUGGCUCAGGCAAUGCCCACCUUUUCAAUGAGUGUGUUUUUACUACCUACAUCAUCAUGUCAAUCAAUUCAAAGGACUAUGAAUAGGUAUUGGUGGGAUUCUGGGAAUGAUAGAAGGAUUCACUGGAAAGCCUGGGAUCGCUUGUGUGUGCCAAAGAAAUUUGGGGGUCUUGGUUUCAAAGAUUUACAAGCUUUUAACCUGGCAAUGUUGGGGAAGCAAGCCUGGAGAUUCCUGACUAAGCCACAGUCUUUGGUGGCUAGGAUAUACAAGGCAAGGUAUUUUCCGCGGACCUCUUUUAUUGAAGCUAACUUAGGUUCAUGCCCGAGUUAUUGUUGGUGGAGUAUCAUGGCUGCACAUGAUAUGGUUUGUAGGGGUGUGAGAAGAAGAAUAGGAGAUGGGAAGUCUACAUUGAUCUGGGGUCAUCCCUGGCUCCCUGAUGACCCAAAUCCUAUGGUUCAUACUCCAAUGCCCCCUACUCUAGAAGGCUCGCUGGUUUCUGGCCUAGUGGAUGAAACCACUAAUUCUUGGGAUCACUCAAUUCUGACAGAUAUUUUCCUCCCUGAGGAUGUGAGUCGUAUCAGCAACAUCCCAAUCUCCCCAGGCUAUCAGGAUUCUUGGUAUUGGUAUGGUGACCCAAGAGGUUGCUAUACAGUAAAAAGUGGCUACAAGGCACUAGUAGGGGAACAAGAACACAUCCCAACUCAUUUUGAUAGGUGGAUCCCCCUUUGGAAACUUAAGGUGCCCCCAAAGUGGAAGACUUUCCUAUGGAGAGCUAUCAAUGAUAUCCUCCCUGUAACCACAAAUUUACUUAUAAGGAGGGUUGAGGUGGAUCCUUCAUGCCCUAAAUGUGGUGGUGCACAUGAAGAUGUUAUGCAUGCUCUUGUUUCAUGUGACUUUUCUCAAUUAGUUUGGACGAAUGAGUCUACUUUGCCUUUAUCAUCCAUUACGGGUGACACCUUUGAUAUGUGGUUUACAAAUGUGAUGAUUGCUUUGCCUGAGGAUAAAUUGGAUCUUGUUGUGGCAGUUUUAUAUUCCAUUUGGAGGGCAAGAAAUACGGCGAUUUGGGAUUGUUAUUUGCCGACCCCGAAGAAGGUGCUACGGCAAGCCAGUUCGGCCCUGCGAACCUGGAGAACAGUCCACGACAGUCGGCAUGCUACUGUCUCUCAGCCACUGCCCGUGGCCCAGCCACCGGAGAUGGAGGUCCAUCCUCAGCAGCAGAGAUGCUAUGUCGAUGCAGGUUAUCAGUCCAGUACCAGGGCAGCGUCAUUCGGCGCUGUGUUGUUUGCGCCCACUGGGGAGUUUCUCGCAGCUUGUGCAGGACCUCUCCAAGGUUGCAGCUCUCCAUUGAUGGCAGAAACAGCAGCUUGCAGCGAAGCUUUAGCAUGGUUACGCCAAAGGGGGGUGUCGCACAUCCAGCUCUUCACGGAUUGCUCCCAAUUACGUUCAGGCCUAUCAUCGCCGCAGUCAUCCUUCCGUUCGUACGUUGGGGGUAGUCGGCUCACUGUUACCCUAUGGGAGGAGCAUGUGGAUUCUGUCUUGCCUUACUAUAAUGUUGAUUUAGCAGAACCACUGAUUGUUAUACUACAACUGUGUAGAGCAUGGGUGAAUAAGGAUGGUGAUGUUAGGAUAUCCAGUUCCUACACCGCAACAAAGAUUCUAUUCAACUAUGAAUGCCCUGAGUUCCUCAAUUUCAGGGAGAGUAUGCCUAGAUUCUUGACUCUAAUACGAAGUAUAAGCUCAAGUUCAAGAAUGACUGGAUCUGGAUCAUUGGAAGCUCUAUCGAGUGAAAAUGUCACAAUUACUCCUUUAAAGGAAAUUUAUGACAACAAGAAGGUCGGAGAAUUUUGGGUACUUGGAGAAAUUCUAGACAUAAAACAAGAAUGGUACUUCAAGGCCUGUGAGGAUAAGAGGUGUGGGAAGAAGCUUGAAGAAUAUACGGACAAAAUGUACUGUAAGGCAUGCGAUAAACAACGCGUAGACGGAAUAAUUAAGUACAAAUUAGUGGUUUUUGUCUUGGAUGACGACCAGGAUGGCCAUCUUCUACUUUGGGACAAUGUUUCCUCGACACUAUUAGGAGUUACUGCUAGCGAGUUAUUGAAAAAGUAUUCUGAAGAUGAUUGCAUGCCCAAUGAAAUUGAAGACUUGAUUGGGAAGACAAUGAUGUUUAGGAUUGUCACAAAAAAGGAGCAAUUUAAAUAUAGUGGUGAUGCUGCUUUUACCGUGCUUGGAGUGAACAAAGAUGAAUCAAUCAUACAGACACAUCAAGCCAAACUACUCAAUAAAGGUGAUGAAGAAACCAUGGUUAGGGAGCUUGGUGAUGAAACUGAGUUGAAUGACAAUUUAGAACAAGCUCAUUAA